AUGUCGACGGCGAUGCAACCACGCGCACUGCCCACGAUCACCGUCUUUACGCAUCCAGCCGCGCGUCUCAUCAAGACGGUGCCGCCGCUAGAACCUCCCAAGCGCAUCAACGGACACGUUCCCAGAGACAACAUCGGUGUCGGUCGCACCGCCUCCAAAGAUGUCGUGCUCACUGACGUCUACGGCCCGCUUUCCAUCCUCGUCGUGCCCGACCCGCUCGACCCCACUAUCGCCACCCUCGUACUCUCGGUCACCUUGAGCGGCCCACAGCUUCAGGGCGCGGCUCGCCGCUUCGUCCUUCCCUUCCGAUCCUUCCAGCGCGACCCCGUCUCCGGCGACAUCAUCUCCCAAUCCAAGAUCUCGGGCUUCGAUGCUGCAGAUCGCACCCUAUAUCCCGGCCUCGGCGCUGGUCUCAAGGGCCUCGACGGCGGCAGCUUCUGGUUCUUCGAGGACAUCGGAGAAGACGGCGCAUUCGAUCGAUACAGAUGGAGCAAAGAUGGCGUAGCAAGUCGCGCCAUCUGGACCGUAUGGCUCAUCAGCACUCCUGCUCCCGUCGUACAUCACGUUCAAGCAUUGCUUCAGUCUUACCCUGCUCCCCUGCCUUCUCUCCCUCCCUGGCUCAAGGAAAACAAUGGAUACCCGUGGAAGGACACCUUCCUCGCCCUUCCCUCCUCCUCGCUCGCAUCAUCCUCCAAUUCCGAAGACCAUGACCAGCCGGCGGAAGGAUCUGCGUCGCCGCUCGUGUCGUCCGAUGCUUCAUCUGCAAUCACUACACCCAGCGCAAAGCUCGAUCUUGCAGCUGACACUCUAUCAAGUCUGACACACGAGGCGACAGCAGUCCCAACCAUCCGUUCGAGGCGGCUGCGCGAUGGUUCAUCGUCUAUGCGCAUUGGUGACGCUCCUGAAGUCGUUCUCCGCAACGUCAACCGCAACGUCACUCAUUCAGAGUACCGCAACAGCUUGGUCGCCGUCGACAAUCGCACCGGACAGAUCGUCAGCGUUCUCGCUUCCCACAUCAGUCUCGAGGCGGACGACCCCGCCGUAGCUUCCACAGCCAGCAGCAGCGAGCCCGAUCUUGAUGCCCACGAAGACCACGAAGCCAUCACCCCUCUUGACGAGCUGGUUCCUGCCCUGCCUGACAAGUCGCCUUCACAAGCUCUCGGCUCACAUCCUGCGCCCUUACCACUUUCACAAGAUCUUGCCGAAGAGCAAGUCGACGAGGAGGAGCAUGGAUCCGAAACUCCCAAACCCAGCACGAUCGUCCAUCGUCCUGCUGCCAUCCACAACGAUCCUGAUGCACAACGUCCGCCUUCUCGCACAGCUUCCAUUCUCGCCGCCGACACCUUUGCGCCACCGCCCUUGCCACCCAAACCAAGGUCGGCCAGCCGUGCUCGUGCCCACUCUCGCACUACAGCUGAUGCGCCGGCCUCGCGUCGCACCAGCACCGCCUCGGCCUUCUUCACUGCCGAGUCCGAUGCAGACGCCAUGUCCAGCUACGAUUCCGAUGCCAUCGAGAUCGACGCCAGCUCCAUCUCGCACCACAACCUCCCCUCCAGCUCCAUCUCGAUCCGAGGCCAUGCCUCGCACGACGUCGAAAAGCACAGGCCAGAGCUUCUUCGAGACGCCAACCAUGCAGACUCGGACGGCGAAUAUGCUUCCGAUGCUAGUGGCAGCACUGUAGGUGGCCCAGCCGUGCGUAUGUGGCGUAAGGCAAGAGGCAAGCCGAAGAAGAAGCCUGCUCGAGCAGUUCAGAAGGCUGGUCUUCAGUCGGCUCAUCCCACGCAACGCGUCAAAUCCAGGCAAGCAAGCGAGCUGUCGGAUCGAACCAGCAAGGCCGAAACUGCACUGGAAAGCAUCUCGGAUGAUGAAGCAGUUCAGCAGCCCCAGGGUCGAAUUGCUGCGACCACUGACUCCAACCCACCUUCGCCAGAACAAGACAUUGUCUCGCCCUUGAAGUCCGCACAACCUUCUCCGGGCGUGGGUCAGCAUCUGCGUCGCUCGGCGCUGCGCACCGACGAGGUGCGCUCCAUCGAGGACCGCGUAUGGCGCGAAGCGCUCGACGCGAGUCAGCUGCCCAUCGACGCACCGUACACGCAUCUUGCUGCGCGCGGUGAGGCUGGUUUCUACCCCUCGUCGAUCCUGUCCAGCCCGCGCUCAUUCGACGACGGCUCGGCCAUCGAGCUGCUGUCCACCGAAGAUAAGCGGCGUCAAGUGCAGCGAAAGAAGGCCGAGCUGCACAAGCAGAACCAGCGCGCCGAACGUAUCAAGAACAUGCAGGGCGGAACCGUGCUCAUCGAGUUCCUCGCAGGAUCGAGUCGUAUCGGCGCCAGCUUGAUUCGCAGUGCAGGAUACACCCCGACGACCUCAAACGACGAGGGCGUCCACGACGCAGACUCCAACACGCACCUUUCGGCAGGUGACACGGCCUCGAACAUGCUGAGCUAUGUGCCGGUUCUGCCGCAGCAUGUGCUUGGCUUUUUCGGUCUCGGAACGCGCACGGUCCGGACGCAGGUGGAAGAGACGCCCGAUGUGUCGUCGCCGACGCUUGCUGGCGCGUACUUUUCGAGCCUGCGCAUGCCGAGUCUGGGUGGACUGUUGACCGAUGCAUCCGACUGGGUCACGGGAUUCUUUGGACGCAGUUCUGUCGACGCCAAGCCGAGCACGGCAGUGGAAGUGGAGGGCGAUGGUUCGAAGGCGGAAGAAUGGGAGUAUGCCAUUCCGGACUUUGACCCCAACAGCCUCGCCAGCACUCCCAGGCCCGUGUACCGACGCAAACGCCCCGUUCCCUCGGCCAUGAACGGGUUCAAUAUCUCUGCGCCCCGCUGCUCAGACGACCCGGGAAAGGGCAUUGAGGUUCCUGCGCCUCCAUCAGCUGCAGCCAAGACAAUUCAAACUGCCGAAACUGCAUCGACAGAGGAAGCCGGCUACUCGAUCCUGCACAUCGACAGUCUCGGUGUGGGCCGUCGCGCGUUCCUCCGUGGCCAUCCUGAAUUCGAAGGCCUCCGUCCCUGA
Molecule: messenger RNA, 3012 nt
Organism: Moesziomyces antarcticus
Lineage: Eukaryota; Fungi; Basidiomycota; Ustilaginomycetes; Ustilaginales; Ustilaginaceae
Exons: 1
Coding region: 1-3012 (1003 amino acids)
Source: RefSeq, a predicted model, not a curated record